UCCUGCAGGAGAGGAACCGGCUCUCGGCUGCCCACGGAGCACGGCGGUGCCCGUGGUGUUUGUUCUGGGGAACUACGCAUCGAGAGUUUCUUAUCAGUUCCUUAUCAGAGGCGAGAGGGGGAAGUGGCUCCUCCAGCCAGCCCAGCGCGGUGUUUCCUGGCCCGGGGCUGGCACCCGGCAGGCAGGGCAGGGUUGGGAUCGAUCCCUGCCCAGCCCGGGCGUGCCUCCCAUUCUGAGCCGAUGGGAAGGAGGCGCCUCGGCUGGGGUUUCCCGGGAAGGGGAUCUGCCAUGUAGCGGCCCGCCUGUCUGAUGCCGCAUUGGAGGCGGGGAGCGCCGCUAUGGAGUGCAGGGAUGGAGGCCACGCUCUGCAUCCACACGUGCCUUUGGCUGAGCGCUUCCUGGAUCCCCCUGGCCUCGCCGGCCGGGCCGGCCUGCGGCCACCAGCGCGCUCCGGACACUGAGGGCCGCCACGGGAAGCUGACGUGGGCGGUCAGCUUGGAUGCACCCGAGGAGGAGCUGGAGCAGCGGGCAGAGGAGCUGGCCCGCACUGCGGGGCUGGUGAACAUGGGCCGUGUCGGGGAGCUCAAGGGCCAUUACCUCUUCGCCUACCAGCCCGAUGGCCGCGCGGCGACUGAACACGAAGCCAUAAGGAGGUCGGUGGACACUUUGUUUGCACAGCACGACAGCGUGCGGUGGCACUCGGAACAGAAGCUUCUGAAGCGCUCCAAGCGCAGCCUGCACUUUAACGAUCCCAAAUACCCCCAGCAGUGGCAUCUGAACAACCACAAGAGCCCCGGGAAGGACAUCAACGUCACGGGCGUGUGGGAGCGGAACGUGACGGGGCGCGGGGUGACGGUGGUGGUGGUGGACGACGGCGUGGAGCACACCAUCAAGGACAUCCAGCCAAACUACAGCCCGGAAGGCAGCUAUGACUUGAACUCCAACGACCCUGACCCUAUGCCUCACCCCGACGAGGAGAACGGGAACCACCACGGGACCCGCUGCGCCGGGGAGAUCGCGGCUGUGCCCAACAACAGCUUCUGCACGGUGGGAGUCGCCUACGGCAGCCGCAUCGCGGGCAUCCGAGUGCUGGACGGGCCCCUCACGGACAGCAUGGAGGCCAUCGCCUUCAACAAGCACUAUCAGAUCAAUGACAUCUACAGCUGCAGCUGGGGUCCCGAUGACGAUGGGAAGACUGUGGAUGGCCCCCACCAACUGGGAAAGGCUGCCCUGCAGCACGGCGUGAUCGCGGGUCGCCGGGGCUUCGGGAGCAUCUUCGUGGUGGCCAGUGGCAACGGGGGCCAGCACAGUGACAACUGCAACUAUGAUGGAUAUGCCAACUCCAUCUACACUGUCACGAUAGGAGCUGUGGAUGAGACGGGCUCCAUGCCCUUCUACGCCGAGGAGUGUGCCUCCAUGCUGGCCGUGACCUUCAGCGGCGGGGACAAGAUGAUGAGGAGCAUCGUGACAACAGACUGGGACUUGCAGAAGGGCACGGGCUGCACGGAGGGGCACACGGGGACGUCGGCUGCGGCUCCGCUGGCCGCGGGGAUGAUCGCGCUGAUGCUGCAGGUGCGGCCGUGCCUCACCUGGCGGGACGUGCAGCACGUCAUCGUCUUCACUGCCACCAAGUACGAGGACCGUCACGCCAAGUGGGACACGAACCAGGCCGGCUUCAGCCACAGCCACCAGCAUGGCUUCGGCCUGCUCAACGCCUGGAGGCUGGUGAACGCUGCCAAGAUCUGGGAGUCCGUGCCGUACCUGGCCUCCUACGUGAGCCCCGUGCUGAAGGAGGGCAGGAGCAUCCCGUGGCUCCCGCAGGAGCUGGAGGUGGCCUGGAACGUCACCCCUGCCGACCUGGGGCUGUCUGGCAUGAGGACCCUGGAGCACGUGGCUGUCACCGUCACCAUAACCCACCCUCGCCGUGGCAACCUGGAGAUCCGGCUCUUCUGCCCCAGCGGGAUGAUGUCCCUGAUCGGGACCACCCGCAGCAUGGACUCGGACCCCAAUGGCUUCUCUGACUGGACCUUCUCCACGGUGCGCUGCUGGGGCGAGCAGGCGCAGGGCACCUACAGGCUGCUCAUCAGGGACAUCGGAGACGACAGCCUGAGGCCUGGCACCUUGAAGCAGUGGCAGCUGACCCUGUACGGCUCCUCGUGGUCCCCAGCAGAGAUGAAGGAACGGCAGAGGCUGCUGGAGGAAGCCAUGAGUGGGCAGUACCUGAGCGGUGACUUCUCCCUGCCCUGUCCCCCAGGGCUGGACAUCCCCGAGGAGCAGCGUUACACCAUCACAGCCAACACCCUCAAGACCCUCCUGCUCUUGGGAUGCUUUGCGGUGUUCUGGACUUUCUACUACAUGCUGGAGGUUUGCCUGACGAGGAACGAGGCGGGGCUGGACCUGGCGUGCUCCAGCUCCACCAGCUGCAGGUGGUACCAGCAGGGCGGGAAGCACCGAGCCCUGGAGAGCGACCUGGAGAUGGAGUCGGUGCCUCUGUACCAGGAGAAGGAUGUGGAGGAGGCCGAGAUGGAGUGUGAGCACCUGGAGCCUGCCCGGGACGGGGAGGAGGGGUCCUGGACCCCCACCCACCCCAAACUUUCCAGCAAUGGCAGAGCUGUGAGCUUCCAUGAGGCAGCCCCCACUGGAAUGGGAUUCCUGGGCCGGGAGGCAUCGACUGAACUCCUCGGGGAGGACAAGGAGCACCAGCCCUGCUGACUGGGGCUGGGGCCCUGCCUUGGUACGACCUUCCUGCACAGACUCACUGCUGAGCCUCCACGGACCGCUGCCACUGUGCCCUGCGGGAGGUGGUGCUGGAAGCGGCUUGGAAACAAGGAGAGAGGGCUGGUACUGGAAAGGGAGCUUCCCUUCCCUCCUUCUGGAAAACAAAGCAAGCCUUAAACCCUUUCCUGAUGGAGCCUGCCCUGCUGGACGCUCAGGGCACCGUUGUGAGUGGAGUGCCAUUCCCACCGAGCCCCUUCCUGCCACUGCAGCAGGGCCAAGACGUGUCCCUUUGUCCCUGAUUUCUGCAGAGCGAGCCUGGAAAAUGCAGCGAGGCCCCAGCAGCCGCCUCUGCAGGCAGGGACCCCGCAGCACUGGCAUUUUCCCGGCCCCUACCCACCAGUUAUCCCAGUUUAGGAGCAGGGAGUUAUUUCACUCAUCUCCAGCCAGCGCUUCUCCCUGCCCCCGUACUCCGAUCCUGCUGAUUCCUCCUCUCCUGUGGGCACAGAGCAGCUGUGGGGUGGGGGAGGCAGCAGCCAGCCUGUUUGGGGGCAGGAUGGGGCUGUCCCUGGGCACAGGAGCACCUCUGGUAGCGGGUAGGCCUGGUUUGGGCUGGGGAGGGGAGGCUGAGUUGCUCUGGCAAUGGCUCGUCUGGGCAGGGUUGGCUUGUUCACAUGUCUUUGGGUUCGGUGGUUUAUUUUUUUAAAGCUGGGGUUUGUUUUUUUAAUCAGCAAAGCCCUUUUGUGUAGCUUUCCAAAUAAAGCCUGAAAAACCCUC
Vidua chalybeata is the source of this 3492-nucleotide messenger RNA. RefSeq names its product proprotein convertase subtilisin/kexin type 7 (gene PCSK7). Lineage: Eukaryota; Metazoa; Chordata; Aves; Passeriformes; Viduidae. Gene Ontology annotation, molecular function: serine-type endopeptidase activity. Gene Ontology annotation, biological process: protein processing. Gene Ontology annotation, cellular component: trans-Golgi network; Golgi membrane. The coding region runs from base 310 to 2712 and encodes 800 amino acids. The transcript has 16 exons. The record is from RefSeq and is a predicted model, not a curated record.